AUGCGAGACUACACCUUCCAAGCACAUUUUUGCGGACCCAUCUACACACAUCGACACAAUUAUUGCCGCAAGACAGAGCAAGAGAUUGCCUUUGAGCUGAGGCAAAUUGGCACCUGGUUGACCCUCUCCAGUGUUUUCUGUCGGUGCAAUGGCAAUGCCGAAGUGGACUCCAUCAGUUACAGCCGUGGUGUGCGACCCACGGAUAGCGUUUUCCCAGGAAACCACUACCAGAUGACCUGUAAGCCAAAGCGAGAAUGCAGCCUGAAAGAGAGCUGUUAUGUGGAAACUCCGAAUAAUGACGGCCUACUCUACGGUGGUAAGGUAAUGUGCCACUGUCCCCCCAAACACUUCUGUCCAAUCUACUACAUCAGGGGGAAGCGGAUCCCUCAGCACGGCCACAAACAGCAGAUUGUGCAGUAUGGCCUGAAAUGCAAAAAACGAGCCUUCUAA
This is a messenger RNA of Dibothriocephalus latus, 450 nucleotides long. The record is from the annotation of a GenBank genome assembly. Lineage: Eukaryota; Metazoa; Platyhelminthes; Cestoda; Diphyllobothriidea; Diphyllobothriidae.